This is a messenger RNA of Yamadazyma jaroonii, 2958 nucleotides long. The record is from the annotation of a GenBank genome assembly. NCBI's taxonomy places the organism in Eukaryota, Fungi, Ascomycota, Pichiomycetes, Serinales, Debaryomycetaceae.
AUGACCAACGCAAGAGUAAGGAAAGGAAUAUCCUAUGUUAUUGGUGAUAACAAUGACAAAGAGAACCAUAUAUUGCCCAUUAAUGCUAUGGAAUACAGUCAAAGUCGGAAUCAGUUGUUCACAGGAGGAAGAGAUGGUAUUAUAAAGAUCUGGGAUAGCGAUAGUGAUAAACCCAACGGUUAUGAUAUCAAUGGGAACCAAAGUAAUGGUAAUGAUGGAGAUGUUACUGGGGAUAUAAAUGAAAGGAUCUUGAAACUAGAAACUUCCAUAUCGUCCAAUCCAUUGACUUUCAAUAAGAUUAAUCAUAGUUUCGAUGUUACCAAUAAGAACUAUGACCUUCAUUUCGAUUGGAUCAAUGACUUGAAACUUGUUAAUAACGAUAAUGAUUUAGUGUCAUGUUCAUCGGAUUUAUCCCUUAAAAUCACCAAUUUGAACGAUAACAAUACGUCGAAGUUUGAAAAUAUCCACACUGAUUAUGUGAAGAAAUUGUCUCAUUUCAAAGAUCAGGAUUUGAUUUUGAGUGGAGGUUUAGACGGAAAGAUCGUUUUAUGGGAUUUGAAUCAAUUAAAGAGUGUGAAUGUCAUCAAGAACCACAAUAAUAUCAAUAGUUCCAACUCCAUCUAUUCUUUGGCCAAUAAUAACUAUAAUUUGAUCAGUGCUGGAGGUCCUAACAAUAUCAUCAACUUAUUCGAUAAAAGAUUGGACAAUCCAUAUGUUAAGAAAUUAAUAGGUCAUCAGAACAAUGUGAGAUGCUUACUUAUGAACGAUAACUUCAUUUUAUCUGGUUCAUCUGAUUGUACCAUAAAAUUAUGGGAUUUGAGAAAUUCAAAGAUAUUGAAGAAUUUCACCAUUCAUGAUGAUCCCGUUUGGUGUUUACAUUCAGCAAGUGAUGAAUUCAGUACAUUUUAUUCUGCUGAUAAAUCUGGAACUAUCAUUAAAACUGAUUUAUCUCAUUUACCAGGAGAUUUACUUGAUAAUAAUACUAUUUCUACAGAGAAUUUCGGGUUAUCGACAUUUGUAGCUAAAUCUUCAAGUUCAAUUUUGGCUUUGACCAUUGAAAAUGAUUCAAUUUUUGCUUCUACAGAUAUGUCUUUGGAUAGAUAUCAAGUUCCUAAUACUGAUAAUUUAGCCAACUAUCAAUAUUAUAAAAGUCUUAAUGAUGUACCUAUUGAAGUGGUUGAAAAAGAUGAAGAUUUGAAUUCAGAAAUCUAUGAUCUUGUAAGUCAUAUGUCUGUGGAUAGUAAUUAUGAAUUACAAUCCAAUUUCUCUCAUAAUACUGCUGAUAAAGGUGAUGAUAAUGAAUAUGAAUCAAUGUUUCUUGAUGUCAAUGGAGGUUGUUCUAGGGAUUUUGUUAAUGUUGAUAAAGGUACUCCACAAGACGAUGAUUUUGUUGAUUUAACACCAGUAGAGAUUUUAUUAAACCCUGUUUCUUCAGAACAAGUGAGUUUAAUCCCUUUUAAUAAGAAACCAUUGGAAAGUUAUGGACUUACACCCAAAAGUGUUAUUGCCAAAAGAUUGUUUAAUAACAAAAGAACCAUGUUAGUACUCUAUCUCAAUGGAGAUAUUGCUAUUUGGGAUUUAUUCAUAUGUAAGAAGAUUAAGAGUUUCCCUUAUAAUACGGAGAAAUUGGAUUCACUUGUUACUAAUGAAAUGAUCAAAAAGAGAAUCAAAGAUAUGGAUGAUAUCUUCCAACAGUAUCAAACCACUGAUACGUUGAAUAAUUGGUGUGAAGUUGAAAUCAAAUCAGGGAAACUUCUAGUAACUAUAACAGAAACUAACUUCAAUAAUAUAGAAAUUUAUUAUGAUGAAUUGAUUGAAAGUUAUCCAUUCUUGCAAUAUGAAAAAGAUCAAGAUGCUGUUAAGAACACCAAGGUCAAAGUUAAUGGAGAUGAUAGAUUACAAGUAUCGAGAAUAUUUUUGAAUUCCAUAUUCCGGAAUUAUUCUUUAUUUGAAUGGAAAUUUGAUGGUCAAUUAAGAGAAGAGUUAAGAGUUCAACAUCAGAAGAAAGUUCCUGAUGGAGCUUUCAAAAAAAUGUUUUCAAGGAAAUCUUCAUCAAAUGGUAUACCCACAUUGAAAAGAGUUGGUAGUAGAAGUAGUGGUAUCAAUAGUACUAAUAUCAGUGUUAGUAGUCAGAAUAAUAGUGCUGUAAACAGUACUAACAUCAGUAUCAAUGAACUUGAAUCACCUAUUCAUGAGUUUAUCAACUCAACUGAAGAUGUUGAUGAUGAUUCCAUAAAUCAUAUCUUGAAUGAUAAUAAACAUAAAUAUUUGGAAAAAUUGACUGUAUCUUCAAAAUUACCUGAUACCAACUUGAAGCUUUAUACCAAUAAUUAUGAUCAUGUUAAGAAUUACUAUUCAAGUGAGGAAUUCUUACCUUAUAAACCUGUUAUACCAUUCGAUGAACUACCAUCCAAUUUAUUAAUCAUUAUAUUUGAAAAUUCUUCUGAUUUAGGAAAUUUAAGAGAUUUAUUCAGUUUCAGAUUAAGUGACCUUUCAGAUGCUUCCAACUUAGAAGAUAAUUAUCAAUUGAUAAAGAAUUUAAGAAGUUUCUUGCCAAAAUGGAUUGGUCAACCGAUUUUACUAGAUAAAUUCCCAAUCAAAGAAUCACCUAAAAUUGCCUUCCAAUUACUUGAACUUGAUUAUACUACUUUACCUCCAGAAAAGAAAAUUCAUGGUAAAUCUCAAAGAAAGAUCAAACGUUUACCAGUACUUGAAAGUUCCAUCAAAUUAACUAGUCAUAAUAUGCUUCGAGUAGGUAAAAUCUUAACUUAUUUGACAGAAAAGUUCGAAAGUAGAACCAGUGAAAUGAAAGAUAAACUUCCUGCCACCGAUUGGUUAGUCUUAGAAUGUAAGGGACAAGAGUUAUCCAAUAAUAUGACUUUACAAACCAUUAAGACGAAGAUUUGGAAAUCUAGUAGUGAUAUUGAAUUGAAAUUCAGAAGGAAAUAUGAUAAAUAG